AAUACGACGAAGACUGGCUUGACUUGGGUGAAUCUUAAGUUUUGCCAUGAAACUGGGAAUUGUUGGCAUUGUCGACGUUAAAAAAUAGAUCACGCAUAAGUAGUAAAAAAUGGCUGACGCUGCCGGCAAAUCGCAUCAAAGAAACUUAAAGCAGAUGUGUUUCCGAGCUGUCAGGAAUCAUUUUGACGCUCUGGGAAUUGAAGGUGUUCUUGGUCUUCCAACGCCUCUCAUUACGGAGCUACUUCCUCAUCUGACGAUUUGUCAGCUGGAUGAAAUCCAGCCCUCUCUAAAUCAGAAAGGGAUAUCAUCUUUUCCGGGAUGGAUUAGGGUCCUACUAGAUAUGUGUGGACCCAGACGGGUUAUAGACCUACACACUGAAGAGGAGGCCAAACAUGAAGUCAUGAAAUUGCUUUUUACAGCUAUUUUCUAUGGCUACACAAACCCCUAUGUCAUAAGAAACUACUCAAAUUUAAACACUCCGUCUUUCCUGUGGGCUGCAGCUAAAUGUGUCACACGUUUUUUACUUGAUGCUCACAGUCAUAUGAAACUCUAUCAGUUAACUGCAGAGCAGCGGCCUCUUUUGAACCUGUUUGAGACGCGUAUGAAGACUGUCACUGUAUCAUCCUCCAUGGAUCUAUCAAAGAGUACCAGUCAGACUGCUCUGUAUAUCUUUCACCGCCUGGUUGACCACGGAGUGGCUAACAAACUUGUUGUGCACAAUGAUUGUGCAAUUGUGCUGGGCUGGCUCCUACAUGGGAGGGGAACUCAAUAUGUACACCCUGAACUGGUGAACUUGAUGCACACCAAAAAGGCAAGCUGUGUUUCACAAGAUACUUUGGUCAGAGCAGCUCAGGCCAGCUGCAGUUCUGGUAUUGUUGCCAGGGCUACAGAAGACAAGAAUGAUCGGGCCACACCAUGCAAACGUCCCAAGAUCUGCAUCUUGCCAUCUCAGGAGGAAUCUGGAACAGAAAACUUGGUUUGUGAUCCACAGAUUCUCUGUCACACCUAUGCUCCUCAUGAUGCUCCCUCAGCAGAGAUUUGUCCACGGGGGCAAAUUGAUUGUCUGGAGAUCAGUAACUGUAGGUCUGAGUCCUUUAAAGUGCUGAACUCUGCCCUGCCCACAUUUUACAGCCUUCGCUCUCUAAUUCUGCAGAGCUAUUCAACCUUCAGCAACUUGGAUGUGUUUGCUCUGGCAAGAGCACUGAAGCAGCUGUCCCAGAGUUCCCAGAGCUCCCUUACUGAUCUGAGCAUCAGUACCCUACCCUAUGCCAAACUCAUGCAGGUCCUGCUAAGUUCAAGCUCCAAAGUGAAAUCGCUGCAUGUGGAGAUCCAUACCCUGGACCACUAUUCCUUGUUUACAGGCUCAACCUUUAUUGACACAGAAGAGCUUCCUUUGGAGAAACUAACAAUCAAACUCACCGAGCUCCAAACAGAUGUGCAGAUUUUCACAACUGUGCUGAGAUGCUCUCCCAACCUCACCACACUUCAUGUUGCCGGAAUGAGAUUACCAACUGGCUCCUCACAAAGCCAACUUCUGACCACUCUCUCAGAGUCCAGCUCCUGCUUGAAGAGUCUAUAUUUGGAGGACAUAAACCUAUCUGAUUGUCUCCCUGAGAUCUUACAACUUCUAAAAAACUGUAGGUUAGAAGAGCUGGGAUUAAAUGACUGUCGCCUUCUUGAGAAGUGGAGUGAUAAGGACGAGGGUUUGAGACAGUUGGUGACCGCUGUGAAGAAAGUGCCUUCGCUUCAGACACUCAGCCUGGCACAGAAUAGAAUAGCCAAGAAUGUGUCUGUCCUGGCAGAGCUGUUUUCAGGAUCCUCACCAAGCUCAGUGAAACGACUUAACAUCAGUUCUAACUUUAUACAGCCUGCUGAGCUGCUGGAGUUUGCUGAGGUGUUGAAGAAGCACUGUCCCCUGCACAGAUUAACUCUUGACCUCAGGAGAAACCCAGGGGAUCGGGACCCCAUCACAUGGGACUUUGCACUGAAGAGACUCCGUCCAUGCUGUGUUCCACUUGUUGAAGGAUGGAUAUCCACCAACACAAUGGCUGACCACAUCAGUAAUAUGUGAACAGAGCUGGUUGAAAAUCGAAGUGUCGUAUCAGUCAUUUCUGACUGACCCAAAAGGUUGGGGGUUUCUCUUUGAUAGAGAGGGGUAACAGUAGUCUGUUUGACUUCAGUUUUUUUUCCUACAAAUGUUUCAGGUAUGCCUUGGUAAAGGAAAUCCUCAAACAUUCUUAAAACAAGAUCAGCAGUAUGAGCCACAUGUGUGGUGUCCUUCUGAUACAAUUUUGUUCUAAAUAUAUUUUCAGUACUCCUAAUGUGCAACAUCUGUGCUUUCUGAAGCUCGGUGUAUGAGGCCUGUGAGUGCAGGUACAGUACUAUACAGACUGACUGCAGAGAAAUGAGUGAAGCUCUAGGUCUUAUAAAUUUUUUACAUUUGUUGAAGGGCAAAGAUCCCACACUGUAAAUAACAUUGAAUUGUAUUUAUAUUUUGCAUAAUUCAUUUGUUGUCUGAUUGUGACAUCAAAUGUACUGUUUAAUUUGUUUCCUUGUAUUAAAGUGCAGUUUGCACAGCUGGUAAGUAAAACAGCAUCCCAUGUUAGUUUGACAUUUGAAUCUUUUA
This is a messenger RNA of Cheilinus undulatus (humphead wrasse), 2626 nucleotides long. It is a transcript of the gene lrrc41, whose product is annotated as leucine rich repeat containing 41. The transcript has 10 exons. Lineage: Eukaryota; Metazoa; Chordata; Actinopteri; Labriformes; Labridae. The record is from RefSeq and is a predicted model, not a curated record. Bases 110 to 2071 code for a protein of 653 amino acids.